Messenger RNA from Lottia gigantea (owl limpet), 213 nucleotides. RefSeq lists its product as hypothetical. Lineage: Eukaryota; Metazoa; Mollusca; Gastropoda; Lottiidae. The record is from RefSeq and is a predicted model, not a curated record. Gene Ontology annotation, molecular function: protein binding. The transcript has 2 exons. The annotation marks the transcript as partial.
UGUAUACCAGGACAAUUUCGUUGUGAACGAGGGCGAUGUAUUGAUGAGAUAUUAAGAUGUGAUGGCAAACCAGACUGUCCAGAUCAAACUGAUGAAAUUGAUUGUCCUGAUAGACCAUGUCCUGAAGGUGAUUUUCAAUGUGGACAAGGAACAUGUAUUGAUUCAGCUUUACGUUGUGAUGGUUUACCAGAUUGUCAGGAUGGUUCAGACGAA